AUGUCUUUUACAUGUCGUUUAAUGCGCGAAAAUGAAUUUACACCAGAAUUUGAAUUGUUUAUGAUGGAAACAUUUUUUCAACAUGAACCAAUGAAUAAAUAUUUACAAACACAAAUACCUGAUGAUAUUGAUCUACCCUGGUUAAAACAAGUAUUAAAUAAAGCUAAAUAUGAUAAUCUUACUUUGGCGUUUUAUGAUACUAAUUGCAAUCGUUCUUUACCUAUUGCUUAUGCUAUAAAUCAUCAUGAUAAAGUAAACGAUGACGAUCAUUCUGAUACUCUUUAUUCAUCAUUAAAUCAAAAAUAUUUACAAAAAUAUGAACAUAUUAGUGGUAUAUUAACAAAAUUACAUGAAAAUAUAGAUUUAUUUGAAAAAUUUUCAUGUCAAAAUUUAUUUCAUAUUUAUUUUUUAGUUGUUGAUCCUAAUUAUCGACAAAAUAAAUUAGCCAGUCAAUUAAUUAAUUCUUCAAUAUGUUUAGCAAAAGAAAAAAACUUCGAUAUGAUUUAUGCUGAUGUUACUAGUAAUUAUUCAUUAAAUGCAUUUCUUAAGAAUGAUUUUCAAAUUAUUAAAGCAAUUAAUUACAAUUCCUAUGAAAAUUUCUAUGGAGAAAAAACUUUUGAAAAUGUCGAAAUACAUAAAGGUUGUUCGAUUGUUAUAAAAGAUUUAAGACUUGAAUAA
Adineta steineri is the source of this 678-nucleotide messenger RNA. NCBI's taxonomy places the organism in Eukaryota, Metazoa, Rotifera, Eurotatoria, Adinetida, Adinetidae. The record is from the annotation of a GenBank genome assembly.